UAAUAAUUUUAUAAAGGUAUUUAUCGUUUUAUUUUAAUAUUUCAUUUUUUAAAUUUGUAUACUUGUUUUUGGCAAAUAAUUUGUUUCUCAUAUAAAAUUAAUGUAACCAAAAUAAUAAUAACAACUAAUUCUAUUGUCAAAUUGCCAUUAUACAAGAAUGACUAUAAUUUCGUUAAUUCAAAAAUGAAAUAAAUAUUUUUAUUUAUUCUUAAAAUUAGAAAACUGUAGGAAUAGUGCUUCAAAAAUUUAGAUAAUAAUAAUGGUAUAGUAUAUGCGAUCUAUUACAUUUGAAUUUAUAAAUAUAUCAGUGUAUAUGAACACAAUUGUUCAUUCAAAAAUCGAAAUAAUACUGAGAAAGAUUAGUUUUAUUAGACUCGAAGAAAAAAAGUCUAACGAUAUAAAGCUAUCAGUUUGUUUGUUACACAUAGUCUACAAGUUCACGAAGCAACUUGUAUAUACAUAUAAAUACAUAAAAUAUACUAAUGAAAUAAAACUUGUACAAACAUAAUUAUAUUAUGUUUUUUGUAAAUACUGCUAUUUUAGUAUAACAUUAGCAAUAUGGAACUUUAAUUUUUAACAUUAUACAUAUAAUUGUAAUUUAAUAAGAUUCUUUGUCUGUUAAUUUGUAUUAAUUUUUUAGAAACUGAAAUUUCACUGUCACUUUGAGAAGUAAUUACACGAAUAUUUGUUGCAGCCACUUAACGAGAAUUUAUUCCCAAUACUGUUUUCUAUUGUUAGUAAUGCUGCCACAUUAAAUAAGUCUUCCUGAGUGUCUCGCUUUGUCACUUUUUACGAUAAAACUCUGAUUAUAAAAGAGACUGAAUUGUUUGAUUUAAAUCAUUGUGAAAUUGAACAUUAAUGAAGGAAGAAAAUAUUCCCCUUAUUAAAAAAUGGACAAAGUCAGUAGACAAAAGAAGAAGAAACAAAUUUCAAAAAGAUCAAAAAGUGGGGUUCUAAAGAUGAGGUAAUGACGGUCUUAUCGUAACACGUCGAUAUAAGGUGAUGGUGAUCACUCAAAUGGUGGUCACUCAGUCGAAGGAUUUGGUGUGUACAGAUCUUUCCGGUAGUGAACGGUCAUAGAAAAUUGUGCGGCCUCUUUUUAAUUAAUUUAUUUAUAAAAGCGUUAUAUAUUUUAUUUAAAAACUGCAAAUUUUAUUUCUUAUUCAUUGUUUCACACUGUCAAUAAUUAAAAGAAAAAAAUGACUUUAUCUGCUUGGAAAACCUGCUGAUGAUAGAAAGGAAAUUUGUUGGAAAUAUUUAUGAAAAUAAACUGAAACGAAAUAUGAAACAAGUAUUAAAUAUGUAUACCGCAAGACAUGAACUAUUUAAUCCAAUAAUAAAUCAUUGACCGUGCUCAUAAAGAGUACUAUAUGAUUUCAGACGAGUAUUGCACUGAUAAGAUUAAUAAUUUAUCAACAUAAUUUGUAUGUGCAGUUGUCAUAAAUAAUACUGGAUUAGUUACUUGAGAUUGUGCAAGCUUCAACAUUCCACAGCGAUGGGUCUUCGCGGUUAUGGGUUUUUUAGCUCUAUUUAUUGCUUACGCAAUGAGAGUAUGUUUAUCGAUAGCCAUAACAGAGAUGGUAAUACCACAAACGGAUAAUGGUACAAAAACGGAAGAAGGAACAUGCCCCAUUGACAAAAAUGACCCUCCUAAAGAGAGUACAGUUGGAGGAACCUAUGCGUGGGAUGAAGAAACACAGGGAAUAAUUCUGUCCUCCUUCUACUGGGGCUACGUGGUGACCCACCUUCCAGGAGGCAUGCUAGCUGAAAGUUUUGGGGGGAAGUACUCUUUAGGACUUGGAAUACUUUCUACAGCCAUUUUCACUCUAGUCACUCCUGUUGCUGUAGAAUGGAAAGGUUCAACAGCAUUAAUAGUUUUACGGAUCUUGAUGGGUCUUGGAGAAGGCACUACGUUUCCUGCACUAAAUGCGAUGCUUGCUCAAUGGACUCCACCGGAGGAGCGCUCAAAGAUUGGAUCCAUGGUUUUCGCUGGAGCCCAACUCGGAACUGUUUUUGCAACCACAUUAUCGGGACUGAUUCUUCAUUAUUCUACUAUGGGAUGGCCGGCAGUUUUUUAUGUGUUUGGCGCAAUAGGAAUUCUGUGGUUUCUUAUUUGGAUUUUCAUUUGUUACAAUAAUCCAAGUGAGCAUCCUUUCAUAAGCGAGGGAGAACUGAAAUAUCUUCAAGAUCGUCUAAGUGCACAUACCCAUAAGAAACCACCACCAGUACCGUGGAAACAUCUUCUCACCAGUGUGCCUGUUUGGGCUUUAAUAGCUGCGCAAAUUGGGCAUGAUUGGGGCUUUUUUACCAUGGUUACGGACCUUCCAAAAUAUAUGAGCGAUGUCAUGAAGUAUCCUAUAAAAAGCAAUGGAUAUCUCUCCUCUUUGCCUUAUCUGUGCAUGUGGUUUUGCAGCAUUGUCACUUCCUGGCUAGCCGACUGGAUGAUCACUUCUAAUAUGAUGUCAAGAACUAAUGUUCGUAAACUAGGAACUACGAUCGCAUCUAUAGGUCCGGGACUUUUUAUCAUUGGAGCCUCUUAUUCAGGAUGUGAUAGGACGAAUGUUGUUGUCUUAUUCACUCUUGGCAUGACACUAAUGGGAACCUUCUAUCCCGGCAUGAAAGUAAACGCUCUUGAUUUAAGUCCAAAUUAUUCUGGAACUCUAAUGGCACUCGUUAAUGGAAUUGGCGCACUCACGGGAAUCAUUACACCACUUAUUGUUGGAGCUCUCACGCAUAAUAAAUCUUUAACUGAAUGGCGUACUGUUUUUUGGAUUGUUCUCGUCGUCUUUAUUAUCACAAAUAUUAUUUUCAUUGUCUACGCUAGUGGCGAAGUUCAAGACUGGAAUGAUCCAGAGUUUUUAUGGAGGGAAAAAGAGGAAAAAAUAAAGAAGGCAGCAGGCGAAUCGAUGAAUGACAAAUUUGAACUUAGGGGGGAAAAAUCUUAAAACUCUAAAUAUUACAUGUAAAUGCGAAUCAAAGAGAUUUGACAUCUUGUCCUAAGAGCUUAUUUACGUCUAUUUUAGAACAAAUUAAUAUGCUUGUUAUUUAAAUUAGAAAGUAAAUACUUCUGCGUGUCGCAUCCCAAAAGACGCAAGGAAACAGUUGGAAAGAAAUUAUUAGAAAGUUUUCAGACAUUUACACUAAAAAUUUUUCAAUAUUAAAUUAUGCUGCUAUAAAUAAGAAAAUAUCCUGCAAAAUUUCAAAGGUUUUUUAAUUUAUAUGUUGCAACUUGCACUAAGUAACUUGUGCAUCAGAGUGGAUAAAUGAUGAUUUCAACAAUUCAUGCGAUAGUCGCAUAAAUAUAAUAUAAUUAUAUGUACAACCAGUUCCCGUUUGUAUACCUAAUACUUAUUUAAACAGCAAUGCAAAAUAAUUCUCAUUAAAACUACUGGUGCAAUAAAAUUCUUAUAGAAAUUUCAGUGCAAUUGAAAUUUCCUACGCAAUGAGAUUCCUAUUCAACAAGAAAUUUAAAUUACGAAAAGAAAUGAUAUUGCACCGAAAGUUAAAUAAAUUUUUUAUAUUCAUUAUUUAUAUGAACGGGAGUGUCGCACCUAAAUUAUAUGGAGAGACUGAGUUUAAAAGUAUACAUACAUAUACAUAUAUAGGUAUGCUGCUAUGAAUGUUUAAAGAAAAAAAUGUUAACAUAUUAAGAAGAUUAUAAUCUUUCUUACAAUUCUAUUGAUUGAAAACAAUUUGAGUAUUUUAAAAUUCGUUAUGAAAGAAUGUUAAUUGCUACAUCAUUUAAUAUUACGUAUUACAAAUGCAAGCUACACGUUGAUUAAAGGCUUUCAAGAAUUUUAGAAUUUCAAAUAGAUGAUUACAUAUAGUAAAUUUCAAUUUUAUAAUUAUAUUUCUGCAUAAUUUUACUGUGGUUUUAAAAUCUACAAAUACGAGAAUGGAAAUUUUUAGGCCCUGUCCACUUUUUUAAGAGGACAAAAGUUAAUGCAAAUAAUAUAUUUACAACAUUAAUGAGCUUUUUGUAGAGGCAGCGCAACAGCUUCAGAGUUGAUAUUAAAUUAAGUAAGCUAUAUAUAGUGAUGAAAAAUCAUAACUUAUUAUUAUACAAUUUAUACACAUUUUUAAUGUUAUAUUUAUGCACACAAGUCUUUCUUGUUAUCCCUGUGCUUUUGAAUUGGUUGUUUGAGUCACGAAAAUGAUACAUUAUGACCAAUGAUAGCAACAAAAAAUUAAGAUAAAAUUCGAAUAUCUUUUAAUUUCAAGUCAUUUUAUAAAUUUAAGGAUAAAUUCACUGGUUUUUUGCACUUGUCUAAAUUAAAUAAUAAGUGAAGCUAUCAUUUCAAUUUAAGGAUAAAAAAUUUUUUUUUAUAUGAAUAUAAAAAAAAAUUAUAAUAAGACUUGUCUACUAGAAAGAACAGGGUUUCUUGUAAAUAGUACAUUUUUCAUAAAGAUGUAAAUAAAGAUAUAAUUUUACUUAUAUGUAAUGUAUGUAUGUAUAUAUAUAUAUAUUAUUAAGAAGAUUGUAAAAUAUUAAAUACUCUUUUACAGUUUAUAUUAAAAAAAUUUUUAUUAUAUUCCAAUAAAGCAAAUUACAUCAGAAAUUUAUUAAAGGAUAUUAAAAAACCUCAGAUUGAAAAUAUAAAAGCAUAUAGAAAAGGUGAAAAACUUGAAAAAAAUGUGUUUAAAUAUAUAUAUUUAGAUAUAACUAGUUUCUGAAGUUCAACUGUAGGUACAUGCGGUAUUGCGCACAUCGUUCAGUAUCGAUUUGCGAGGGAUGCUGGAGGAUGUUGAGCAUAGUUUCAAAUGAAAACUGACUAGGAUAGUUCUGUUGUUCCACUCAUACAAGAAUUUUGAUAGAUACUGUCAACAAUAAAUAAUAGUGUUUUUAUACAUUUUA
This is a messenger RNA of Leptopilina boulardi, 4855 nucleotides long. RefSeq names its product acetylcholine receptor subunit beta-like 2 (gene nAChRbeta2). Bases 1512 to 2945 code for a protein of 477 amino acids. Gene Ontology annotation, molecular function: transmembrane signaling receptor activity; acetylcholine-gated monoatomic cation-selective channel activity. The transcript is spliced from 5 exons. Lineage: Eukaryota; Metazoa; Arthropoda; Insecta; Hymenoptera; Figitidae. Gene Ontology annotation, biological process: chemical synaptic transmission; signal transduction; monoatomic anion transport. The record is from RefSeq and is a predicted model, not a curated record. Gene Ontology annotation, cellular component: postsynaptic membrane; neuron projection; synapse.